AUUAUGACAUCAGUUAGCUGACAAUUUGUGGAGGCAGACACACGGAAGGAAGAUCCAAACGAAUCGAGAUGGCAGCUAAGUUUAUUGCCCUGCUGUCUCUGGCACUUUUCACCGCCGGCCAAGCGGAGUUCAACUACAACGAAAAGUCGGCGACGGCGGUCAAUUCCUUGGAGCGCAGUGGCUCCAGUUCUGGCGAGGAUUUCCUGAGCGACUACCACACGCCCAGCAACAAUGCCUUGAACUCCCAGGCGACUCCGGAUGGCUAUGACUACGUGGCUCCCAACAGGAAUCAGUUUUCCGCCGGCAGUCGAACCGCCAGUGUUCAGGCCUCGAAUCUGCUGCAGAAUGCGGCAAGUGCGGCAAAUGCCGCAUCCGCUUUGCUGCCCUCGCCGCUGCCAAUCCUUCGCCAGGAGCAGAGCUCCGAGGCGGUGGCCAGCAGUGGACAGCAGAAGGAAAAGGAUGUGGUGCAGGUGGUCCCAACCAUUUUGCGGCAAAGUCAGGAACCGGAGGUCUUCCCACCCGCCAGCUACAGUUUUAACUACGCGGUGAACGACGAGAGCACCGGGGACAUCAAGGAGCACAGUGAAACCCGCGAUGGCUACGUGGUGCGCGGCUUCUAUAGCUUGAUCGAUCCCGAUGGCUACAAGCGAACGGUGACCUACACGGCGGACGAUGUCCAUGGCUUUAACGCGGUGGUCAACCGAGUUCCCUAUGCCCUCAAAACUGUGGUGGUUCCAGUGGCCGCCAAACCCAGUCCCUUUGUGGCUCUCGACGAGCGCUCCAAGUCGGAGGUUACCCGAUCUUCGGCUGAACUUGGUUCGGGAUCUGGCUUGACUUCCGGCUUGUCUUCUGGAUCAUCCUCCGGCAGCUCUUCCGGCAUUUCUUCCGGCAUCUCUUCCGGUUCCGGAGUGAGCAACUCCUUCGCCGAGGAUAGCUACGCCAACGCCCCACGGGGACUGGACUCCUCCGGCGGUCCCUACGCCUGAGUCCUGCUCAUCUGCUACGCACUGCUUGUAUAUUCCUUCAUCGUGCUCCAUCUACUACUAGUUUUCUAAGUUGCAAAUACAAAAUAAAAACAUAAAUGA
This is a messenger RNA of Drosophila ficusphila, 1085 nucleotides long. RefSeq lists its product as uncharacterized. The transcript has 2 exons. Bases 69 to 986 code for a protein of 305 amino acids. Gene Ontology annotation, cellular component: extracellular matrix. The record is from RefSeq and is a predicted model, not a curated record. NCBI's taxonomy places the organism in Eukaryota, Metazoa, Arthropoda, Insecta, Diptera, Drosophilidae.